GUGGAUAGUUGACGAAGAAACAAGAAAAUGGAAACAAUCUUUGAAAUACAACGGCGUUUGCACGAGGAAUGUGACCGGCUUGUGAUGGCCAUGUCGGAGGAGCUGAUGAUUCCAAAGAAAACGACUAAAGAAAAGGUACUGGCCGAUCAUAGGAUCAAAACCUAUCUGGAGCGUUAUCAGACGUGCUCGAAGUCGCUGCUGGAGCUGUAUCAGGACAAGGAUGGCGAAAGGAAGCAAGAAAUCACGAACAUGAGUGUGAACGAGUUCAAAGAGUUUUACAGCCAGUUCAAUGGGUUAAUCGAUUUCCAUUCCAAUCACGGCAACAACGUGGCAGUGCCGGCCUCGAUCGAAUUCGACAAGCUAAAAGAGCAGCUGAACGAUCCGGCGUACUUGGCCGAGGUGGUGAAAUUUAGCGACGUCGAAAACUACGGUCAAUACUUGGACCUUCACGAAUGUUACGAUAACUUCGUCAACCUGAAGGGCAUCGAUAAGAUCGAUUACAUUACGUAUCUGUCCGAGUUCAACAAGUUUGUCGACAUUUCGCGCAAACAGAAGAACCUAAAAUUCAAAGGCUACCUUCAGCUGUUGCACGAUUAUCUCUAUUCCUUCAUAACCCGUAGUCGGCCGCUGUUCUUCGAGCUGGAGCAUACGGUAAAGCGCAACGAGCUCCAGUUUGAGGACAUGUGGAAGAACGGGAUCGUGCCGGGAUGGGAAAAAGUGCGCGAGGUGGACGACGACGCGCUAAUCAAUUUGAACGAAUUCGGCAAAUGGGAGGAUCUAACAUACCUAGGGCUAGACAGGCUGAAGGCCGCUCUGCAGGCCCUCGGUAUGAAGUGCGGCGGUACGCUGGAAGAGCGGGCGCAACGGCUGUUCGCCUCAAAGGACGACAAAAAUCAGGAGAACGAACGAAAGCGAAUGAUGAAUCUGAACAAGGAGAAGGACAUCGCGCUGUUGGAGUUCAAAAUCGUGAAGCUAGCGGAUCUCGUGGACGAUCAGAUCUACGAGACGAAAAUCAAUCUGCAACGCAAGCAAGCCCGCUACACACUGGACGAAAGCGACGAAGACAGCAUGGAUGACGUCGAGUCGGACGAUGAUGAUGGCAUUCCGUACAACCCGAAGAAUCUGCCCCUCGGGUACGACGGAAAGCCGAUUCCGUACUGGCUGUACAAGCUGCACCAGUUGCACUUCACGUACGAGUGCGAAAUCUGCGGCAACUACAAGUACAACGGUCCGAAAGCGUUCCAAAACCACUUUUCCGAGUGGCGCCACGCGCACGGCAUGCGCUGCCUGGGCAUCCCGAACACGGCACACUUUGCCAACAUAACAAAGAUCGAGGACGCCCUGCUGCUGUGGGACAAGGUGAAGGAUCAAACGUUCUCAAAGAUGUGGGUGCCGGCGAACGAGGAAGAGUUCGAGGAUUCGCGGGGCAACAUUCUCAGCAAGAAGGUGUAUCUCGAUUUGCAGAAGCAAGGCCUGCUGUAGAAUUGCGCCCACCCUCGGCCACGGGGCCAGGAAAACAAGCGCCGCAAACACGCUUAUCUAUCGCCACCCUUUUUCGCUUCCCCUUGGUGUGGUUGGCGCCAACGAAAUGAUUCAAUCGCGCAAUCCAAACCGUUGUGUGUUUACGUCUUUGCGCGCGCCCGUUUUGUAAUUUGCAUCCAAACGUGUCUGGCAUUUGCAGCGAGGGAAAAGGGAUUUGCAUACCGCUGCCCAGAGUUGCCUCGCCCCGUGAAUGGGAAGCAUAUGCACGAAACUGUGCUCUAUUUUUAACCCGGCACAGCAGAGAGGGCAAGAAUUUUCUCUGCAGUGUGUACCGAACACCGUGCCGCCGGAUGUUUGGGACGCUGACGAUUUGUCUUCUUCGCGAAUAGUAGAAUAAAACAUUU
Anopheles nili is the source of this 1886-nucleotide messenger RNA. RefSeq names its product splicing factor 3A subunit 3 (gene noi). The record is from RefSeq and is a predicted model, not a curated record. Gene Ontology annotation, molecular function: zinc ion binding; RNA binding. Lineage: Eukaryota; Metazoa; Arthropoda; Insecta; Diptera; Culicidae. Gene Ontology annotation, biological process: mRNA splicing, via spliceosome. The coding region runs from base 28 to 1482 and encodes 484 amino acids. The transcript has 2 exons. Gene Ontology annotation, cellular component: nucleus; spliceosomal complex.